Gilbertella persicaria is the source of this 1444-nucleotide messenger RNA. Its product is annotated as P-loop containing nucleoside triphosphate hydrolase protein. The transcript is spliced from 4 exons. The record is from RefSeq and is a predicted model, not a curated record. Bases 307 to 1290 code for a protein of 327 amino acids. NCBI's taxonomy places the organism in Eukaryota, Fungi, Mucoromycota, Mucoromycetes, Mucorales, Choanephoraceae. Gene Ontology annotation, molecular function: DNA replication origin binding; ATP hydrolysis activity. Gene Ontology annotation, biological process: mitotic DNA replication checkpoint signaling. Gene Ontology annotation, cellular component: nucleus.
UGUAAAUAUGAUACGUCGUAGUCGUUCUAGUGGUAUAAAUAACCAUGAUACUGAAAAAGAAGUAACAAAGAAAUCUUCUAGCAAAGGUACAAAAGAAAAAAUACAGACGACCUCGAAAACUUGUCCACAGAUAAAAAAGCAAAGACAGAUGUAUCAUCGAAUCAAUCCAAUAUUUCUACUACCACCACUUGUCUUAAAUCAAACAACGUACAACAAGAAGGCAACCUAUACCAAAGAGCAAAAGCUGUAUUUAGACGCACAGCUAUUCCUUCUCAACUUAUUGGCCGAGAAAAUGAAAAGCAACGCAUGAUGGACUUUUGGAGGGAUCAUGUCUUGGCUAAUAAACCAGGCUGUAUGUAUAUUUCAGGCAAACCAGGCACAGGCAAGACAGCCAUGUUGAAUGAGAUGAUGCGAACGAUGGAAAAAGAAACAAGUCAGUUGCAUCAAGUCAAGACGGUCAAUGUGAAUUGUAUGAGCAUGAAAGAACCCAAACAGAUUUACGAGAAAUUGAUAGAAGAACUAAGUCCAAAGACACCCAUUGGAUCAGACAUGGCUACACAAGCUCAAGACAUUAUCAAUGCCAAAAGGGAUGUGUUGAGUGUUGUUAUUUUGGAUGAAAUUGAUUAUCUAAAGACAAAAGACCAAGAUGUUUUGUACAAACUGUUUGAAUGGACUUCAUUGCCUGAUUCUCGCUUAGUCUUGAUUGGUAUCUCGAAUGCUUUGGAUUUAACAGAUCGUAUUCUGCCUCGUCUCAGAGCAAAGAAUUGCGAACCACAACUCUUGAAUUUCAAUUCCUAUGGUAAUGAAGAAGUUCAGAACAUCAUCAAAGGUCGUCUGUAUUCGCUUGUAGACUCUCCAACAGAGACUACACCCAUACCCUUAAUACAGCCUAUUGCAAUCAAGUUGAUUGCGAGUAAGGUAGCUGGUUCAGCCAGUGAUGUAAGAACAGCCCUUGAUAUAUGUUUAAAAGCCAUUGAAGUAGCAGAAGCAGAACAAAAAAAGCCAACCAAUGUAUUAGGAGAAAGAAAAGCCAAUAGCCAUACUACAAUACCCAAUACAGAGCCCAAAGUAACGAUUGCUCAUGUUUCCAAAGUAGUCAAGGCUAUCUCUGGCAAGACAAGUGCUCAAAAAGUGAAAGAAUUAAAACUUCAUGAGAAGAUUGUGUUGGGUGUCUUGCUUGUCAUGAAUCGUUCUACAAAAGCAAAAAAGAAUCAACAGUCAACCAUACGAGAGGUAAUUGUGUAUAGCUCUAUUUACAGUGUAUUUAUUAUUAUUAUUAUUAUUGUUUAGUUUAAAGAAAACUAUACAAAACUAUGCUCUCAAUCCACGAAUGUUCCUGUUGUCUCGACAAAUGAAUUGAAUGAUAUUUUAAAUGGACUAGAAACUAAAAGUAUCAUUACAUUAAGUAAGAGUAAAGACAACACAAAGAUACAAUUGACAGUAC